Molecule: messenger RNA, 864 nt
Organism: Tetrahymena thermophila SB210
Lineage: Eukaryota; Ciliophora; Oligohymenophorea; Hymenostomatida; Tetrahymenidae
Product: lipase family protein
Exons: 1
Biological process (GO): lipid metabolic process
Source: RefSeq, a predicted model, not a curated record
AUGAAAAAAUUGGUGUUUGCUUUAGCUGUUUUGUGCUUUGUUGUUAAUUGCUAAUUUAAUUAUAAUGAAGGAAUUUCUAAAAAUUUAGCUGGAUUUGCUGUUCAAGCUUAUUGCAACAAUACAAGUAUCCCAUUGAAUAAUUGUGGUGCACCUUGCAAUUAAAAUCCUUAAGGCCUUCAAAAUUUCAUAGAAGUGAAAAACGACACAACUAGUACUAGAGCUAUUUUAGGCUUUUCUCCUGAUAACGAUGCCAUCGUUAUUUCAUUUAGAGGUACUGUUGAUUUAAAUAACUGGGGAGCUGAUCUCUCUGCUGCUUGGUAUAAUUAUCCUAACUAAUUAUGUACAGGCACAUGCUAAGUUCAUACAGGUUUUUUCACAAAUUAUCAAAGUAUUGUUAACUAACUCAAGUCUAAUUUCAAGGUUCUUAAGGCAAAAUAUCCUUCAGCUAAAGUAUAUUUAACAGGACAUUCACUUGGUGCUGCUCUUGCAACUCUUUCCUUACCUGAUAUUUAUUCUUGGAAUGGAAAUAAAUAACUUGAUGCUGUUUAUCAUUUCGAAUCACCUAGAGUAGGUAAUUAAGCAUUUGCUAAUUGGCUUAGAGCUUCUAAUUUUUCAGUAUAUUAUGGAAGAAUUACUCACGGUUACGAUCCUGUUGUUUAAAAUCCUACUAGUUGGUGGCCAUUGUACUAUUAUCAUACUCACUUCGAAGUCUUCUACCUUGAUUUUAACAGCCAACCUAAACUCUGUCCAUAAGCAGAAGAUACUAAAUGUGGUGCAUAAUCAAUUUACACUGCUUUCAAUCCAGCUGAUCAUAUGAAUCUCUUUAAUUGGGAUCUUUCAGCUGCAGGUAAAUUAUGCAGUUGA